UAUUUGACAAUGCUUAAAUAGUUUCAGAUCUUCGGUGUCGUGUUAGUCUAGUUAACGUGCUCAGAGUGUGUGUGUGUGUAUUGGCUUUUGUUUCGGUCUCCAGUUCCACAAUACAAAAAUGAAUAUCCCAACAUACAGAGCUAGAAAAAUUCUAAACAGCUUAGAUAAUACAAGGAAAAAAGAGGAUAAAGAAGAUGAAUAUGAAUAUGAAAGUAGUCCCGCUCCAUCGAUUUCUGGUGAUAUGUCGUUCCUCGAUUUCGAUUCCGAUGACUCGAUGAAGGAUCCCACAUUUAAACCAGAAGUUAAAGAUAAGCAAACGACAUUUUUCGAUCUUCAAAAAACUGAGGAUGUAUUGACAAUAGAGAAAAAUAAUGAAAAAGAGUUAGAAAAAAAGGAAGUUAAAAAGAAAGAAGAACAAAAUAACGCUGCAGUGGAAGAAAUUAUGAGAUCGGAUAUCGUUUCCACUGAUGAACAGCUAAAUGAAAAGUCCCCUAAAAUUGUUAUCCUGAGUAACAUUGAUGUGUCCAAUUUCAAUCAAAUAUCGGAGACUCAAACUAAAACAACAACGAAAAAAAAGAGAACAAAGUGUAAGUUUUGUCAGACAGAUGUAACAAAUUUUGAGAGGCAUCUUGAGCGGAACCACGAUGAUACUAAAGAGGUACAAGAUAUGAUGUCUUUUCCAAAAAGCCAUCCUGAAAGGAAAAAAAUUCUAAGUUUGUUGAGAAAUGCAGCAAAUUUUACAGAGUAUCUUAAAGGCAAUGUACAGCCUAAGUAUCAUUAUAAGACAGAAUCUAAAGAAUAUUACCCAUGUUCACGCUGCAAAGCAAUGCUGUCUAAAUCGUAUUUGUCACGUCAUAAAAAAACUGCAUACUGAAACACACGAAUAAUAAUGAAAUUCGUAAGAUGAAUUCACUAGCAGCAUCACAAACAUUAAUAGCUAGUUCUUUUGAUGAUAAUAGUAACUUGCACAAACUGAGAGUAAAAGAGGAAGUCUUUGACCGAAUGAAACCUGAUUAUAUCUCCUUGGUUGCGAAAUCCGACUACCUAAUUUAUAACUUUGGAGAAAACUAUCUCAAAAAACACAGAAGAGAAC
Acanthoscelides obtectus is the source of this 1093-nucleotide messenger RNA. The record is from the annotation of a GenBank genome assembly. NCBI's taxonomy places the organism in Eukaryota, Metazoa, Arthropoda, Insecta, Coleoptera, Chrysomelidae.